This is a messenger RNA of Rotaria sp. Silwood2, 9933 nucleotides long. NCBI's taxonomy places the organism in Eukaryota, Metazoa, Rotifera, Eurotatoria, Philodinida, Philodinidae. The record is from the annotation of a GenBank genome assembly.
AUGACAGACAACGAAUCCGAUUUAAUAGACUAUUUAAGUAAUAAUGGACCAACUUCACUUAAACAAUUACUCAAUACUGAAAUUCAUACAACAUUUAAUCCAAUACAAUGUCGUGAUUUUGGUCUUUUCCUUAUUAAAUUAAUUCCAAUUUGUUAUUCACAUAUAUCUAAUGAUGAUGCUGAACAAGUGAUAAGUGCACAUUUUAAGCAAGAACAAAUUGAUCAUUCUAAAGCAAAAGCAUCAAAUAUAUUUGAAACAUUAGAUUGUAUUUUUGAUACAAUCGUUCGUCUUUUUCAUUUUCCUUCUAACCAUGAUAGUCGUGCAUUAAAUGUAUCUAUACCUGAAAUAAAUAAUGUUCAUAUUGAAAUUGCUCAAACAUUUGUUCAUCUUUCACUACCACAAUUAACAACUGAAUAUAAAAUUCUUUGGUUUUAUCAGAAAAAAAUUCGUUCACUUUUUCUUAUAUUUCGACAAAUUAUUUCAUUUCAACCAUCAACAUUUACGAAUAAUUUUACAUCGAAUCCAAUUGGUUCAUUAAUAACAGUUAUUUACAAUUAUUUAUCGUCACCAGCAGCAAUAUCACCAUUUCUUAUUCAAUUAGGAUUUGAUAUUUUACAAGGUUUUGCUUUACUAAUUGAAAGUACACUUUGUAAUAUAACACAAACAAAUUCUAUUGAACGACGAACAAUAAAUGAUUUAUUAAAUUUAAUCAAUCAAUUUUUAAUAAGUGAUUAUUUUUCAUUGUUUAGUUUAUUAAGUACAGAUAAACAAAAUGAACCAAAUGCAAAAGAAUUACUUGAACAUUGUUCAAUUAUAUUAAAACGUUUAAAAAUUUAUCGUUCCGAAAAAUUACAACGUAAACAAAGUUGUCAUAUUAUACAAACAUAUUGGGAAAAUAGUUAUGAACAAGCAUAUAUAUUACAUCAUCAUCAAAAUUCAUUUGAAUUAAUAAUUAAUAAUAAGACUAAUUUCGAUGGUAAUAUUGAAAUUAAAAAUGAUAAUGAUGAUAAUAAUCAAAUGAAACGCAUUUGUGUUAUUAGUGCUAUUUAUGAUAAAUUAUUAAGAUUAGCUAUUAAACAAUUAGAAUCUAGUCAACCAUUAUUUUCUUUCAUUCAAGAUUGUCUAUUCUAUUUAACAUCUAUUGGUUCAUGCUCAUGUUAUUCUCUUUCUCAUUAUCGUAUAUUUUUAUCUAAAUUGAAUCAUCUUAAAACUGAUGAAGAAAUCCUUACAUGUCUUGAACAGCAAUCUAUUAAAUUAUUUCGUCAAGCAUUUCUUCUUAUUUCAAAUUGUUUUCAACGUAAUCAUCAACAUCAUCAUCAUGAUACACAAAUACCAGAUAAUACAUUAUUUUGGUCAUAUUUAUCAAAUCAUUUAUUUCAACGUUCGUCACGUUAUUCACUUACAUUAAGUCGAUCAUUUCCAGAUCUUAUACAAUGUUGUUCAACAAACGAUAAACAAUUAGCUUUAAAAUGUUGUAUAAUUCCAGUAUUAGAAUUUUAUCGUACAAAUAUAUCAAUACAAAAUUCAAUAAAUAUUGAAAUAGUUGAAUAUCUUAUACAAACACUUCCAAAUCUUUUAUUUGAUAUUAUUAUUGAUGUACCAUUAUUAUCAUUAUCAGACACAUUAAUAACUUUAUCUUCAUUAUUACCAUCACUUCUUAUUCAUACAUUACCUGCUUUAGGUUGUUUACUUACAUCAACAUCAAAUUGUUUAAAUUUAAAUAUAUCUGAAUCAUUUCUUCAUUUAAUAAUUAAAUUAAUAAAUUCAUGGUCAUUACCCAAUGAUAGUAUUGAUAAUUUAUGUCAUAUACUUAUCAUACUUUUACAAAAAUAUUCAGUAUUUCGACAAAUAUUCUAUGCUAAUUUUUGUUAUUUAAGUUUAUAUGAACGUUUUCAAUUAAUGUUAAAUAAUAAAUUAACAAUUCAAUCAUCAAUAAUUGCAAGUAUACUUGUAUCAAUAUCAUAUUAUACAAAACCAAAUAAUGAUAAUUUUAAUUAUAAAUUAAUACUUGAACAAAUAACAUUAUUCAGUGAAAAAAAUCGUUAUAAUCGAUCAUGGUUUGAAUUACUUGUACGUUUAUCAUUAUCUCAACAAUAUCAAGAUAAACGAACAAGAUGGAAAAGUUCAAUUAAUUAUAAAAAUCAAUCAUUAAAUGAAACUGAUGAUGAAAGUUCAACAAAAUCAAUACUAUCUAUAACAAAUGUUGAUGUAGAAAAUCUUGAAAAUAUUGAUGAAGAUGAAGUUUAUUAUGGUGAUAUAGAAUCAUUUAGUGAUAAUAUACCAAUAGAAAAAGUUGCAAAACAAAAUCAAACAAUGUAUUCAAAUUUAAUUCUUUUCCCCGAAUUAGUUAUUCUUGGAUUAAAAAUUGCUUGGCAAAAUGUUGAUAAUGAAUGGAGUGAUCAACAAACUACAAAUAAAACAUCUAUUUAUGUAACAAAUUUUGUCACCUACUUAGAACUAUUAUCAUCAUUAGUUCGUGCAAAUACUUAUAAUUGUAUUGUAUUAAAAAAAUUAAAUAUUGAUGGUUAUCUUUUUACUUGUCUAACAAAAAUUGUUCCUCGUGCAGCAUUUAUACAAAAAGAUGCUUUAAUAUCAUUAAUAAUAACACUUUUACAAUUUUUAUGGUCACAAUCAAUAACAGUUAAUCAACUUGAUGAAUGUUUUAAACUUAUAUUAAUUCAUCGAUCAUUAGUUGGACCAUUACUUCGUUUAUUUAAACAUCUUGUACAUCAAAUUGAUCCAAAUCAACCACGUUCAUUUUGUUCCAUGCCAUUAUCAUCCAUAGUUACAUCAAAAGGUGGAAAUAAUUUACGUUUAACACUUGAACAAUUAUUUUCAUUAAAAUAUCCUCAAAUAGAAAAUAAUCAAAUAAAUUCAUUCGUAAGCAAUAAUAAUGUUCGUCAAACAGCCAUUGUUACUGAAACAUUAAAAACAGUUCAAUUUCAUUUUCCAUUAACAAUUGCUAUAUGGUUAAGAGUUAAUUAUCCAUUUGAUAAACAUGAAACAAAUGAUGAUAAUCAAGAUGAAAAUGAAGAAUCAACGAAAAAAGAUUAUCGAUCCAUGUUACAUAUUCUUACCUUACAUCAUGAAGGUAUUCAAUUACAAUUUUGGUUAGAUUCAAAAUCUAACAUUUGUUUAAAAAUUGUACAAUUAUCAUCAACAUCGAAUCAUCAACAACUCAGUGAUUUCAAUCUUCGUCUAUUUAAUCUAUCACGUGAAUCUUGGUCUCAUGUAUUUCUCACAAUAUCAAAAGCAACCAAUACAGUUCGUGCAUGUCUUAAUGGCCAAACGUCUCUAACUAAAAAUCAUUCUAUACCUCAAUUGUAUUCUUCAAAUUCAACAAAACCAUGGUCAAUCUCUCUUGGACAACAAUCUGUAGAUACAUGUACAGCAUUCUAUUAUGAUCUUGGAAGCAUUCUUCUUUUUGAUAAAGUUGAUUUAAUGAGUACAGUUAGUAAUGAUUGUAUUCCAACAUAUUUAUUUAGUUUGGGUUCAGAUCAUUGGCAUUUUUUAACAGGUGGUCAACAACAGCAAUCACUUGUUAACUAUUGGAUAUAUCAAAGAUUUACUCGUGUUCAUCCAUCAAUGUCAAUUGAUCAAUUUGAAAUCGAACAAAAUUCAUGGCAUACAGUAUUAAAACGAUCACUUUUUGCUUCAUAUUCAUCAAAUAAUCCUUGGACGUUAUAUAUAUUUAAUACAAAUAUUGAUACAAAUGAAGAUAUUGUACCAAGUCGUUUUAAUAAAAUUUUACCAUUUCGAUCAUCAACAUCGUCAUCAUCAACAUCAUCAAUAACAACAAAUGAUGAUAAUUUAUUAACAACAACAACAACAACGAUUUCUUUACCAUCAAAAAUUUCUCUCGAACAAUCAAGUAAUAUUCUUAAUGUAUGUGAACAAUUAGGUGGAAUAUUAAAUUUUAUUUAUUUAUUUGGAAAAAUUAUUGAAAUAAAUACAUAUCCAUCAUCAUCAUGUAUUUGUCAUAUAAGUGAUAUUAUAUUUACAUCAAUAUGGAAAAUAAAAUCUUAUUAUGAUUUAUUUAAUUCACUUGAUGGUUAUCGUUUAAUUGUUAAAAUAUUAACAACAAACGAAUGUACACGUCAUAUAUCAAAAAUGUUUUAUGAAGUAUUAAUUGAUAAAUGUAUUAUAUUAAAUCAACAACGUUUAUAUGAUAUAAAUUUAUUUCGUUUUAUUUUACUUGAUUGGAAAAUUUGGUAUAAUCAUUCAAAACUAUUUCAUCUUAUAUUAAAAUCAUUUAAUGAUUUAUUAUCUGAUCAAAUUAAUUCAAAAUAUUUUUAUGUUAAUCGACAAUUAUUUAAAACUAAUUUUACACUUGAACAUUUACUAAUAUUAUGUCAAGAAAUCAUUGAAGAACAGCAACAAAUAGUUAUUGAUAAAAAAUUAACCAAACUAUUAGUAAAUAUAAUUGAAGCUUUAGUUGAAAAUGAUAUUAAUAUUAUUGCAUUAUUAAUGAAUUUUGUUUUACUUAUACAUCCAUUAAUUAAAACAUAUGUUACAUAUAAUAAAGAACAUUUUUAUUUUAUUUCAAGACCAUUUAAUUAUUAUCAAACACGAAAAAAAUAUCAAAACGAAAAUAUAAUUAAAGAAAAUUAUAGAAAAGAUAAUUCAAAAAUUUUCAAUCGACAACGUUCAACAACAGUUCAUAAUGAAGAACAAUCGAAAUUAAAUCUUAUUAAUAAGAAAGAAAAUUCAAAUGUUCGAAAAUCAUACUCAUUUUCAGAUUUAUUAUCUUCAACAGCGUCAAUUGGAAAUGAGAGUGAUACAUAUAAUAAUCAUCGUGUACAUCAUAAAACUGUAUCAGGUGCACCGACAACAUCCAAAUCUCCAUCAAUAACUUUUAAUAUUAAAUCAAAUAUAUUAGGAAAUAAAGAAUGUGCACAUAAUAUUGAUUAUCUUUCGACUGGUAUUUUACGAUUAUUAACAAAUAUAGCUUUAACAACAUCGGAUCGUUUAAUGAUGAAAUUAAUUGAUCAUGUAUUUCGUUUAAAUAUUUUAAUUGUUCUUUUACUUGAUGCAUCAAUGGCUAAACGUGUUCAAUGUAUAAAAUUACUUGAUAUUAUUUUAAAACGUAUGGAUAAAGAUCAAGUACAAAAUGAUGUAUUAAGAGCUGAUUUACAUACGAUGUUAGCUAAUCAAAUAUAUCAUCAAUUAGAUGGACGUGAUGAUGAAAAAGAACUUGUAGAAAUCUGUGUUUCUAUUGCAUUACAACGUCCUAUUCAAUUUGAUACUAAAUUAAACUUAUCGGAACAAAUUCAUGAUGCUGAACAAUAUUUUUCUAUUGUUUCCUCUUCACCACCAUGUCCACGAUCUCAAGUUGGUUUUGCUUUAGUACUUUCACUUAUUGAAAAAUUAAGUAUGACAAAUACUUAUUUAUGUGAAUUAAUUCUUAAAUUAGUUGAUCAAAUUAUAUUACGAUCAAAUGAUGAAAAUCGACAUUUUCUUGUUGAUAUUGGUUUAACACAAGUACUUUUUAAUACACUUUCAUCAUCUAUAUCGAAUUCACAAGAUAAAAUAAUAACAUGUGUACAAAAGUGUUUUAAUUCCUUAAUAAUAACUAUGUUUACAACAAGUAUUAAUGAUGAUAUAUCAUUUAUAUCAAUUAUUAAUAAUAUUAUUGGAAUGAUAAUGAUGAAUGAUGAUAUAGAUGAUAAAGAUUGUUCGAAAAUCCAUCGACGUAUAUUUCAUCAAACAUUAUCUAAUAUGCUUAAUUCAAUAAUUGAUUCAAUUGAAAAACCACCAUCAAAUAAUAUAACAUCAUAUCAAUCAAGAUUUCAACGAAAUAAGCUUGAUGAUAAUAAUUUUAAUUUAAAAACAAUUGAACAUUCUGAUAGAUUUCGUAAAUUUUUACAAUUAUCACUUGAUUAUAUUUAUUUAUUUCAUAAUGAAUGUUCAUUAUUUGAAAUAUUUACAUUACAUUUAUUAGAUAUAUGUUUACUUGGUAUUGCAUAUGUUAUUGAAAAACGUUCAAAUUCUAAUAAUUUAAAUUCUCGUCAUCAAAUGUCAUUAAUUAUGUUUCGUUGCGGUGAUAUUAUUAAACAAAUAGGACAAAAAUUACUAACUAUUUCACUUGAUCCAGAUAAACAACGUUUUAUUUUUCGUAUACAAAUAUUAAAACAUAUUAUUGAACAACCAAAUUCAAAAGCAAUCAUGGAAUAUCUUCUAAUUAAUGAUACACAUUGUUAUUUAUAUCAUCAAAUACUUAUUUAUUUAAAAAUACUUUCAAACACAACACUAAAUGAUUUUGAAUUUGAACAAAUUAAUAAUCAAUAUCAAAAUUCAUAUGAACAAUCAAGAAAAUCAUUUGAUUCAGGACAUUCAACAUUAGCAACAGUUAUGCAUAGAAGUCAAACAUUAUCAAAUGGAGAAGAUUCAUCAUCUCAUACAAUAAAUAUAUCAACUAAAUUAAAUUUAACUAAACAAACAAAACGUCCUAUAAAAAUUAAAAUUAAUAAUGCACCAAUAUCAACAAGCGAUGAAGAACAUGGUGUUGGUCAACUUUCUAGUUCAACAUCAACAAGUGAUGAACAAGAUAUUGAAAGAGGAAAAAGUUUUGAUCGAUCAUCGUCACUUUCAAUUUCUUCAGUUGGUAGUGAAUUCACACCAUUACAACAAUUAUCGAUUAGUAAUUAUCAAAAUAUUAUUAAUACAUUUCGAGAUCUUAUGCGUACAAUUAAUAUUCAAUCAUUAACAGCAAAUGACAAUAAUGCAGCACAACGACGAGCACUUACCGAAUAUUUACUUACACCAUCAGAAUUAACACCUUCUCCGAUACUUCGUCAUAGUUCUCGAACAACACUUCAUCGUCGUUCAUUUGAUUGGUCAGCAUCUAUAUCUUCAAAUGGCACUCAAUUACCAAAUCGUAUCAAUAAAUCGAUUUCACCCGAUCGUGCACAUCGUCGUUCAUCACAUACUCCAUCUCCAUCACCUGUAUUGGUUAGUUGGUCAUCAAUUGUUGAAGAAAAACGUCUUGAAUAUACAAAAACUCUUCAUCAAACAAUUGAUACAAUACAAAACCGUUCAAUAUCAGCACAAAAAAGUUUAUUACAAACAUUUACAAAUGUAACCAUAUCAACAAUAACAGCACGUGCUAUGGAAAUAACACAAGAUGUAAUAAAUCUUCAAGGUUUUGAACGUAAAAAAUAUCUUGAACAUCUUCGUUUAACACAAAGUCUUGGUCUACGUAUAAAACAUUUAUGGCAUCAAUUAAUAUCUCAAUUAACACAUGAAUAUGGUGUUUGGUUUGAACCAUUAUCAUAUCCGAAAUUUUGGGAACUUGAUCCAACAGAAAAUCCUCAACGUGAACGUCGUCGUUUACAACGUUCAUAUUGUUUAAUGGAAAAACGUUUUUUUCAACCUUACAUACCUGAUGAAAUACUUGUUAAUCCUCCAUUAGCAUAUUUAUUUGAUACACGUCAUUAUCAAUCUGUUAAUAUGCAAACAGUUCUUUAUCGUAAUGAAAAAAUAGAGUAUCAAUGUCGUUGUAUGAAUGUAACACCAAAUAAUGAAAUCAAAGGUGAAUUACUUGUUGGUACAACACGAAUUUAUUUUGUUGCUGAUGAACAAUUAUCAGCAUUGACAAAAACAAAAAGCAUUAAUUCAGCUAUGUCAGCUGUUGGUUAUAAUUAUCAUUCAUUUAAUGAUGAUUCAAAUUCAUUUUCAUUUGCUAUCGAUGAUAUAUGUGAAAUGUAUAAAAGACGUUAUAUGUUAAAAGAUAUUGCACUUGAAUUAUUUUUUAUUCAUGGUAUUACAUUAAUGAUUGCACAUGUUUCGAUUAAUGAUAGAGAAAAUCUUUAUCGUUUGUUAACUAAACGUAAUUUAGUACAUUAUAAACAUAGUGAAACAGUUAAUGAAAUACAAACAUUAUGGAAACAAGGUCAAAUGACUAAUUUUGAUUAUUUAAUGCAAUUAAAUAAAUUAGCUGGACGAACAUUUUUAGACUUGAUGCAAUACCCUAUAUAUCCAUAUAUAGUUGCAAAUUAUGAUACUUCAAUACUUGAUUUACGUUUACCAUCAAAUUAUCGUAAUCUAUCUAAACCGAUAGCAAUUCAACAUACUGAAAAAGAAGAAAAAUUUAUUGAGAUAUAUAAUGCUUUAGAAGAUGCACAACUUGUUGCCCUAUCACAUCAACAAGAUAAUGAACAACAACAACAAUUAUCAGCAUUUGGUCAUCAAUCAGAUCCAUAUCAUUUUGCUUCAUUAUAUUCUAAUUCUGGCAUUGUUCUUCAUUAUCUUGUACGUCUUUUACCCUAUACACGAAUGUUUCUUGAUUAUCAAGAUAAUAAUUUUGAUUGUGCUGAUCGAACAUUUCAUGAUGUUAAAACAUCAUAUUGGUUAUCAUCAUUUGAAUCGACAUCAGAUUUUAAAGAAUUAAUACCAGAAUUUUAUUAUCUACAUGAAUUUUUAUUAAAUAAACAAGGCUUUAAUUUUGGUAAACGACAAAAUGGUCUCCAAGUAUCUGAUGUUACUCCACCAACAUGGUCAAAACGUAAUGCUCGUUUAUUUGUCUAUGGUCUUCGACAAGCACUUGAAUCUGAUUAUGUAACUACACAUUUGCAUCAAUGGAUCGAUCUUAUAUUUGGAUAUAAACAAACAGGAAAAGCAGCCCUCGAUGCAAUAAAUGUAUAUCAUGCUGCUUGUUAUUAUGGUUUUCCAAUUGAAAAUAUAAAUGAUCAAUUAACUCAAAAAGCUUAUUAUGGAAUUAUUCGUACAUAUGGUCAAGUACCAAAACAAUUAUUUUUUCAUUCACAUCCAUCAAUUAAUACAAGUAAUUCAACAUUAUCUUCAACAUCAAAUUCAAAUGCAAAUGAUAAACGUAAUAGUGAACGUACUGUAUUUGAAUCAAAGUUACCACAUGAUAGUAUUCAUCGUCUAAUAAUUGGUAUACGUUGGGGAGAUUAUGUUGGUUCUUAUGAUAUGCCAUCACCAGAUUAUAUUAAAAGUCAUGAUUGUCCAGUACAAGUAUUAUCAUUUGUUGUACUUAAUACAAGUCCAUAUAUUAUUUGUUUACCAUCAUCAUCAUUAAUUAUACAUAAUGAACAAAUAUUAAAUGAAUCAAUUGGUGAACAAAAUAAUUUAUCUCAAUCAAAUUCAUCAACAAUGACAUUAGAUACAAUGGUUGCAUUAAAAUGGAAUACACAUGAUGGUAUUGUACGUUGUAGACAAUUGAAACAAUUCAAAACUUGGUAUAAUUUUCUUGUACCUAUUGAUGAUCAAGAUAAGAUAACAUGUUGUACAUCAAUUGAUUAUCGUUUAUUAUUUAUGGGAAAAACUUCCGGUUUAAUUGAAAUUUAUCGUAUUCAACGAAAUAAAAAUACACCAACUGGUAUUGAAUUAAUUAAACGUUAUUUACCAUUUAUUGCACAUCGUUCACCAAUUACUUGUUUAUAUGCUAAUCGACAAUUUAGUUUAUUAAUUAGUGCAAGUGCUGAUGGGAUGUUAACUUUAUGGGAUACAAAUCGUUUAUCCUAUGUUCGAACAUAUAAACAAGAUAAUCAAACAAUUUAUCAUUUAACAUCAUCUGAAACAACCGGUGACAUUGCAUAUUUAUCGUCUAGUGGUAGUCAAUGGCAUCUAUCUUAUUUAACAUGUAAUUGUGAUUUAAUUGGUUGUUUAACAUUUUCUGAACAAUUAAAUUGUUUAUGUUUUACAUCAGCACCUGAAGGAACAUGUGUUAAUGUUCUUUUAGGUGGUUUUGAAAAUGGUAUUAUAUCAAUGUGGUCAACAUGGGAUUUAACAUUAUUACGUCAACUUGAUUUUUUUCAAUUACAUUCACAUGCAAUUGUUGCAAUAUGUGUACCUAAAUUUGAUCGCCGUCGAUUAUAUGUUGUUGAUCGUGAUCGUCAUUUACAUACUAUUGAAAGUCGUCUAUCAUCGUCAACAUCGACUGCACUACCGCAAAUUCUAUUUCUUUCAUAA